UUUACAAACUAAUCAAAAGAUGUAAAAAAACAUUAUCAAACAAUCCUCAUAAAGAAAAGACAAAACACAAUAUUCCCCCAAAAAACACACAUAAAAACACACACAAAACAGCUUUUAUCGUACUCAUCUUUAACAAAGAUUUGAACUUUAUCUAACUACUCAACUCUCUGCAGCUGAAAUUCAUCUGGGUCAGUCCCAAUUUUCAGAAUUGAAGAGAAUUCUUGAAUUUCAAAAUUGGGGUUUUCAAGAAAAAUCCCAGAAAACACACAAAAAUACCUUUUUCAUACUCAUUUUCAGCAAAGAUUUGGACUUUAUUCAACUACUCAGCUGUCUGCAGCUGAAGCUCAUCUUGGUCAGCCCCAAAAUUCAAAAUUGAAGUGAAUUCUUGAUUUUGAAAGUAGGGUUUUCAAGAAAAUGGCUCAGUCGUCAUCUAGCAGAGGUAGAGUAGUUGGGGAUUAUUUGGUUGGUAGGCAAAUCGGGUCGGGUUCUUUUUCAACUGUGUGGCAUGCUAGGCACAAAAUUCUAGGCACUGAGGUGGCAAUCAAAGAGAUCGCUACAGCAAGAUUAAACAAGAAGUUGGAAGAGAGUCUUAUGUCUGAAAUUGACAUUUUGAGGAAUGUUAAUCAUCCAAAUAUUAUAAGAUUAUAUGACAUGAUUCAGGAACCUGGAAAAAUACAUAUUGUAUUAGAAUACUGCAAAGGGGGUGACCUUUCAAUGUUUAUUAACAGGCGGCAAGAAAGAAUUCCUGAAGCCACUGCCAAGCACUUUAUGCUGCAGCUCGCUUCUGGUCUGAAAGUUCUUCGUGAUAACAAUGUAAUUCAUCGAGAUCUGAAGCCACAGAAUCUCCUUAUAUCUUCAAAUGAUGAUAAUGCAGUUCUAAAGAUUGCAGACUUUGGGUUUGCAAGAUCCUUACAGCCUAGAAACCUUGCUGAAACGCUAUGUGGUUCACCACUGUAUAUGGCUCCAGAAAUAAUGCAACUGCAGAAGUAUGAUGCGAAGGCAGAUCUCUGGAGUGUUGGUGCCAUUUUGUUUCAGCUUGUGACUGGGAGAACUCCAUUUACAGGGAGCAAUCAAAUACAGUUGCUUCAAAAUAUAGUGAGGGCAACUGAGUUACGAUUUCCAUCAGAUGUAACAGAUUUGAGUUCUGAAUGCGUUGAUUUGUGUCGAAAAUUGCUACGACGUAAUCCAGUGGAAAGGCUGACAUUUGAAGAGUUCUUCAACCACCCAUUUCUUUCUCAGAAGCAAACAGAUGAAGUGACGAGAAGUAUGAGAUCUAUGAGAAUAGAUGGUUUUCCGUUCUCUGAAAGCAAUCCUGACAGGAGCACAGAUGAGAGUUCUCAAGAAGAUUGUCUGCCUUUUACUUUAGAUGAUGAUUCUAGUGGUCCUGAUGGAAGCCCAUCUCGUGUUAGAAGGUCUCCUUUAAGAUCUACUUACGGAUUUUCUGUGGAUAAAAGGAAUGAUCGGAGGGAAGUGCUCAAUGCUCCAAACAAGCAGGAUAUUUUUUCCCAGCAUAAUAGUGGGGGGCAUAAAGGAGAAAUUUCAGGUUUUCGAUAUAGCAAUCGUAGACCCUCAGAAGGAAGUCUGAAAGAAUCUCUGCAAUCAGUGGCUCAUGCAGCAGUAAAUGUCCGGUCGAAGGUUGUAGAUUCACUGGAGUUAAUUGAUCAGGAUUAUGUCCUUGUUUCUGGUCCACCUGUGGAUAUACCAUCUCCCUCAACAAGUGCUUAUAGGCCAGGUCGCUUACCAUCCAAUGCGGGGAGCCCCCCUCUAACAUCUAGGGAUGUUAUUAAGUCAACAUCAAGUGCCCCUGUGCCAAUUAUGGGAGCACUGGUCAGUAAAGAAGGUCGCAUUGGUAGCUUGGAAAGUCAAAGCUCUCCUCCAUCUGGGACUUCAUUAGGAUCCUUGGAUAUGGGGGAUGCUUCAGAGCAGCCAUCAACGGAUUGCUUGACAAGGAUUAAGUCACUGCAGCACUGUGCAUCUACGAUUACUGAACUAGUGAAUGAGAAGGUUGAGGCUGGAAAGCAUCUAGAAGCAUUCUCACUGCAGCUUGUGAUACUUGCAAUAUGCAAACAGGCAUUACAUAUCUGCCAUACACAAGCUGCAUCAGCUAUUGAUGGUAGUCCAAACCAAGAAAUCAAGGAUCAUGCUAAUCCUGAUAUCCAAAAACAAGUUGAUACUGCUAACUCUCAGCGACAGGAAGAUAUUUGCUCUAAAAUUGAAAGGGAUUUUCUCCAAGAAGUUGGAAAUGCUGAGGAACUUGCCAAAUUUAUUGAGCCCGGAAAUACGGAAAUGCCAGAUGCAAUGGAGGCAAUAUUUCAGUCUGCACUUGCAUUGGGAAGAAAUGGGGCUGUUGAUGAGUACAUGGGUCACAUGGAAAAUGCAGCAAAUUUAUAUUCAAAAGCAGUCCAAUUAUUGGUCUUCCUCCUUGUGGAAGGACCAUCACUCAUUAUAAACCCUCCGUUCUCUCUUACAAACUCGGACCGUUAUAGGUUGCGCACAUAUGUGGAUGUCCUUAAUAAUCGGCAAAGCCAUUCCAAGUCCCAACGGAUGGCUUUACUUAAAUGUGAGGAUCAAAAUUGCCCUCCUUGAUAGAACGAGCAUUGUUAGUGUUUUUUCUUACUGAUAAUAGCUCAUGUUGUACCAUGUAAAAUUCUUUGUAUGUACAGAAAUUCUUUGGGGACUGUUGGCCAAUUGGGCCUUUGUUGUCUGUUACUUAUCUGUUGUUGAGGGACAUUCAGCCUGUGUUGUAUGUCACUCUUCUGUGAUUUAUGGACUGAUAGAAAAUCAAAAUGUCAGUUGUAUCACAUUUGUAGUUGGUCUGUACCAUUCUUAUAUUUUUCAACGAGUAUAUUGUGAUUUCUCAA
This is a messenger RNA of Daucus carota subsp. sativus, 2861 nucleotides long. RefSeq names its product serine/threonine-protein kinase ATG1c. The record is from RefSeq and is a predicted model, not a curated record. Gene Ontology annotation, biological process: protein autophosphorylation; autophagosome assembly; regulation of autophagy. The coding region runs from base 415 to 2586 and encodes 723 amino acids. Gene Ontology annotation, cellular component: autophagosome; phagophore assembly site; cytoplasm. NCBI's taxonomy places the organism in Eukaryota, Viridiplantae, Streptophyta, Magnoliopsida, Apiales, Apiaceae. Gene Ontology annotation, molecular function: protein serine/threonine kinase activity; ATP binding. The transcript has 13 exons.